CCAAUAUGGCAACUUUCUGCAUUGUUCUUCCCUGCUUUACUGGUAGUCGAGUCUCUCUUUCAAUGUUUGUUCCUUAUCAGGUUCCGUAGUCGCGCUUUUAGGAGACGAGCACAUAAAGUACCCGAAAUGUCCGAGAAAGGUGAAGUGGAUCUGACUGGAGCUAAACAGAAUACAGGAGUUUGGUUAGUGAAGGUUCCAAAGUAUUUAGCGCAACAGUGGGCCAAAGCGGCAGGAAGGGGUGAAGUAGGAAAGCUAAAAAUUGCAAAAAAUCAUGGUAAAACUGAGGUAUCUUUCACUCUUAAUGAAGAACUUGCUAAUAUCCAGGACAUUGGUGGAAAACAAGCCUUAGUCAGUGCACCCAGAGAGCACCCCUUUCAGCUGCAGAAUGUAGGGGGACAAACACUAACAGUCUUAACUGAAAGCUUACCAGAUGAACGUUCAGAAGAAAAAUCUGAGGGCAGUAUCCAUGAAAAACUCGCCCUAGAAGGAAUUGUGGUACAGCGAGCUGAAUGCAGACCAGCAGCCAGUGAGAGCUACAUGAAGCUGAAAAAAUUGCAGAUUGAAGAGUCAAUCAAACCAAUGAGACUGUCACAGCAGCUGUCUAGUGUUGUCACACACAAUUAUAAACCAGUUGCAAACCACAAAGCUAAUAUUGAAUAUGAAAAGAGGAAGAAAGAAGAUGGGAAACGGGCUCGUUCUGAUAAGCAGGAUGUGUUGGACAUGCUUUUUUCAGCAUUUGAGAAGCACCAGUACUACAACAUCAAGGACCUGGUUGAUAUUACUAAGCAACCAGUGAUAUACUUGAAGGAGAUAUUAAGAGAAAUUGGCAUUUACAAUGUGAAAGGAACACACAAGAACACAUGGGAGCUGAAACCAGAGUACAGACAUUACCAAGAGGACAAAAGCGAUUAGGGACCAUUAGUGAACUGCAAGAGUGUGUUUAUAUGGAGUAAAUUGCUCACUCUUUAAUCUAGCAAAUGUUUAUUUCAGAAUGAAUGACUGAAUAUAUUUCAGUAAAGUUUUACUCUUAUUUUAAGUAUGUUGUUUUUCCUGAAUUGUUUUUAAGUCAGUUUUUGUCAUCUGAAUAAAAGCAAUGGAUCUUCUUGUAA
Molecule: messenger RNA, 1109 nt
Organism: Protopterus annectens (West African lungfish)
Lineage: Eukaryota; Metazoa; Chordata; Ceratodontiformes; Protopteridae
Gene: GTF2F2
Product: general transcription factor IIF subunit 2
Exons: 10
Coding region: 127-912 (261 amino acids)
Biological process (GO): transcription by RNA polymerase II; transcription initiation at RNA polymerase II promoter
Cellular component (GO): transcription factor TFIIF complex
Source: RefSeq, a predicted model, not a curated record